Molecule: messenger RNA, 4861 nt
Organism: Trichomycterus rosablanca
Lineage: Eukaryota; Metazoa; Chordata; Actinopteri; Siluriformes; Trichomycteridae
Gene: capn1
Product: calpain 1
Exons: 22
Coding region: 243-2357 (704 amino acids)
Biological process (GO): proteolysis
Cellular component (GO): cytoplasm
Molecular function (GO): calcium-dependent cysteine-type endopeptidase activity; calcium ion binding
Source: RefSeq, a predicted model, not a curated record
UGCCACUUUAAAGCAGUGGUCAACACCUUUUAUAUAAAACGUUGUUAUUUGGUCAAGUGCGAAGCGUGGAUUAGGUGCCUCUGGUCCAGCUUUCACUUUUUACCACAUGAGCCAGCCUCUUCUUCACUCCCCACAGCCGUCCUAGCGGGACUCCUGAAUCCUCUCUGAUUGAACAACACAAGGGGUGAAGUUCAGUUAUUGGCUAAAUUUUCUUUGCUGAAAGGCUUGCAGCAGCGGGAAACAUGGAGCCGGUUUUUGCUACGGGAAUGGCGGCUAAGCUUCGCAGCGUGUGGGACCGAAAUGAAGGUCUGGGUCAGAAUAACAAUGCUGUCAAGUUUCUGGGUCAGGACUAUGAGAUGCUGAGGUCACAGUGCAUCCAGAGGAAUACCUUGUUUGAGGACACGUACUUCCCAGCUGUCGCCUCCUCGCUGGGUUUUAACGAACUUGGACCAAGCUCGUCCAAAACCUACGGCGUUCGCUGGAUGAGGCCAACGGAGAUCUGCUCAAACCCCCAGUUCAUUAUUGAUGGAGCUACUCGCACAGACGUCUGUCAGGGAGCACUGGGUGAUUGUUGGCUGCUGGCUGCUAUUGCAUCUCUUACUCUUAAUGAUAACCUGCUGCAUCGCGUGGUUCCACAUGGACAGAACUUCAGCAGCGGCUACGCCGGCAUUUUCCACUUUCAGUUCUGGCAGUUUGGAGAGUGGGAGGAUGUGGUGAUUGAUGACAGACUGCCGGUUAAGGACGGGAAGCUGCUGUUUGUGCACUCUAAGGAUGGCAAAGAGUUUUGGAGCGCACUGGUAGAGAAAGCCUACGCCAAGCUGAAUGGCUCCUAUGAGUCUCUCUCGGGUGGCAGUACAGUGGAGGGUUUUGAGGAUUUCACGGGUGGUGUGACUGAGAUGUAUGAACUGAAGAAAGCUCCUUCUGACCUCUUCAGCAUCAUAAAGAGAGCUGUGGAAAGAGGAUCAUUGCUCGGCUGCUCUAUAGACAUUACCAGCAGCACUGACAUGGAGGCGGUCACCUUUAAGAAACUGGUUAAAGGCCAUGCCUACUCAGUGACUGGAGUGGAGGAGGUGAAUUAUAGAGGAACCCCUACUAAGCUGGUCCGGAUAAGAAACCCGUGGGGGGAGGUGGAAUGGACAGGAGCCUGGAGCGACAAUUCCCGAGAGUGGGAUGGCAUCGACUCGACUGCCAGAGGCAAACUGCAGAAUCGCAGUGAAGAUGGAGAGUUUUGGAUGUCGUACCGGGAUUUCAUUCAAGAGUUCAGCAGGCUGGAGAUCUGUAACCUGACUGCAGAUGCUUUAGAUGCGAGUCAAGUGAAAAAAUGGAGCUCAUCUCUGUAUGGAGGCGAGUGGAGGAGAGGAAGCACAGCUGGAGGCUGCAGAAACUUCCCAGCUACGUUCUGGAUCAACCCUCAGUUCAAGAUUAAUCUGAAGCACCCCGACACAAGUGGACAAGACAAGUGUAGCUUUCUGGUGGCUCUGAUGCAAAAAGAUCGCAGAAAAAAGCAUAAGGAGGGCAAAGACAUGGAGACCAUUGGCUUUGCUAUCUAUGAGGUUCCCCGUGAGUAUGUAGGUCAGACUAGUGUCCACUUGAAGCGAGACUUUUUCCUGACGCACGGCUCCAGUGCUCGCUCUGAGCUCUUCAUCAACCUGCGUGAGGUGAGCUCACGUUUCAGCAUGCCCUCCGGAGAAUACAUCAUCGUCCCGUCCACCUUCGAGCCACAGAAAGAGGCUGACUUUGUCCUGCGUGUCUUUUCUGAGAAACCUGCCGAAUCACAGGAAAUGGAUGAUGAGGUCUCAGCUAAUCUUCCUAAUGAGAAUGUAUUGGAUGAGAGUCAAAUUGAUGCAGGAUUCAAGAAUCUCUUCAGACAGCUGGCUGGAGCGGAUAUGGAGAUCAGUGCAACAGAGCUGCAGACCAUUAUGAACCGAAUCAUCGCCAAACAUAAGGAUCUAAAGACUGAUGGAUUUGGUCCUGAGGCCUGUCGCAGCAUGAUAAACCUGAUGGACACAGAUGGUAGCGGUAAACUGGGUCUUACUGAGUUCCAUGUGCUGUGGGAGAAAAUCAAACGCUAUCUGGAAGUGUUUAGGAAAUUUGAUUUGGAUAAAUCUGGUACAAUGAGCUCCUAUGAGAUGCGCAUGGCCCUUGAAGCUUCAGGCUUCAAGCUGACCAAUCAUUUAUUCCAGUUGAUCAUCCUGCGCUACACAGAGGAUGACAUGUCUGUCGACUUUGACAAUUUUGUCACUUGCCUUGUGCGUCUGGAGACCAUGUUCAAGACAUUCAAGACCUUAGACACAGAUGCUGAUGGAUUCAUAUCUGUAAACUUUGUGCAGUGGUUGUCUUUGACUAUGUUUGCAUGAACAGAUGGACAUCUGGGUGCUUGUCUUCUUUUACUAAGACCAUCACAUCCUUUCACAUGGUCCAAAAGUGCCUUUUUCAUAGCCUUUAUUUCUUAAGGUGAUGGUAUUCAAUCAGUGUUUAAGUGCAGUUUUUUAUGGUGUAUAGGUUUAGGGGGGGGUGGAAGUUUUUAAGUUGUAUACAAAUGCCAAUCUGUAUUUUGUUUAUCAUGUUAGCAUGAGCCAAAAUAGUAACUCACGGUCUGAAUCAUCAGUGUCAUAUAUUUCCCACUAUAGUGUUUACUAUACUAGUCUUAGACCAGCAUGUGCCAAGCCAAGCAAUCAUAUUUGGAUUUUUACUCACUAGGUCUGGCACUAAACAUUAGGUAAUUAAAAUAGCAUAUUUAUAUGCUGCACCUUUAUAUACUGUAUAUGCACUGCAUUCUGUUUACUACUCCUGUAGUGGUGUGCAAUCAACUAUGCAGUAUGUGUGACUUACCUGGCAAAAUCACAAACCAAAUAAUAAGUACAUGGAAUUACAAACCUCAAUUCUAGAAACGUGAACCUAUAAAAGUGCACAUAUAUUUACAAGAAAUUGUGUUUAAAAAGAGUGUCUAUCUCUAGAUUUUCUAGACUAUUUUUCAGGGACUUGUAUGCUUAUUUCAUUAUGGCAGUGCCAAGCCCAUUUUGCACAUUACAGCAGCAUGGCAACAUGAUCAGAAUGUGGAUGUUAGGCAUAGUGAAGUACAGUUGCUAAAGAUUUGCUUACCAGAACAAAGGCUAAAUAAAUCAGCUUUCAAAACUAGAUAAGCAGGUAUUUACACUCCCCAAACUAUUAUGAAUUGCCAUUAACGGGAAAUCUGAUUUACACUCUAUGGACGAAAGUAUUGGGACACUUCUUCUAAUUAUUGAAUUAAUGUGUUUCAGCCACAGCAAUUGCUUACAGGUGUAGUAAAUCAGUUAUAUAAAGAAAAUUAUAUGUUCCAAUUUUUCUUUUUCUCCCGACUUUUAGCUUGUCCAAUUGCCCAAUUGUGUCAUGCUUCCUCUCCACCAAUGCCGAUCCCCAUUCUGAUUGAGGAGAACAAAGCUAACCCACGCCCCCUCCGACUCGUGGGCAGCAGCCAUAUGCAUUUUGUCACCCACACUAGGCGAGUGCAUAUAUGUGAAUCAGCUUUAUGUACAGAGAGACGCACCCUGAUCAGCAUUCUUUUCCCCAUCUUUGUGCAGGCACCAUCAAUCAGCCAGCAGAGGUCGUAAUUGCAUUAGUUAUGAGAGAGAGAGACCCUAUCCGGCUUUAAUACCCCACCCCUAUCUGAACAACAGGUCAAUUGUUGUUCAUGUGGCUGCUCAGCCCAGCCGGCAGGCAGAGCUGAGACUCAAUACGAUGUAUUCGAGAUCCCAGCUCUGGUGUUCGUGUGUGUUUUUACCGCUGCGCCACCUGAGCGGCCAUAUGUUCCAAUUUUUAGCCACAGUUUAGGUAAGGCCCUUUCCUGUUCCAGCAUGGCUGUGUCCCUGUGCAUAAAGCAAGGUCGAUAAAAACAUAAAGAAAAGCUCAGUUUGAGGAAACUCCAGUCAAGUUUGACUUUCAUCAGUUCCCUGAAUAGACACAAAUUCUCUCAGACAAACUUCAAAGUCUUGUGAGAAGCCUUCUAAAAAUAAUACAUAAUACAUUAAACAAAAAGUUUAACCUUCACAGAGCCCUUUAUGUGGUAAAUAUACAAUAAAAUUAGCUGUUCUUAUCUGGAAUUGAGGUUUGUACUCAUGUAUUUGUUUACAUGCUGCCUGUUGCAUUUUAAUCAGGGAUUAGUAUGAGUAGUAUAUUUAGUGUGCCAUUUUGAACACACCCUUCAGCUUUACUUACUGUACAUGGGCCUGUUUACAAUUCCUGUUAGAAAUGGGUCAUGGCACCCUAAUGCUUACAUUUAUCAGAACCAUUAGGGGUGUGUAUUAGGCUGAUAAAAACCCAGUCUGUGUUUUAAACAUUAUUUUUUUAUGAGCAGUGACCCUUACUAUCUUUAACUCUGGGACUUUAGGUGCAAUUAGUUGCUUACAUUUUUAACCAGGUUUGUGGAAAAAUUAUUUUUUAAUGAUAAGAUAAUUCUAGAAUGAGGCUCAUAUACAAAAUGCUAAAAAAUAAAUGCACUUGUUAGUGCUGUGAUUUGAGUAUUAAAAGGGAUUAUAUAUGCACAAUGUAUGUACUGCUUGCAUGUUUCCAUGUUAGGCUGCAUGUGGAACUUAUAUACAUUCCCUCAAGUUCAAUCAGAUAAAACGUUCAUGCUGUACAAUGUAAUGUUUGAAUGUGCAUGCAGAAAUAAAUAAGAGGUGAAUGGAAAUGAAUCCACCAUUCGUGCCUACGUCAUGGCCAUAUAAAUGCUCGUGCCAUCCUUUUUGUACGUGUUCUGAUUUCUCUGUGGUACUGUGUUUUCUGUGCUCUGGUCAGGACACUUUCUGUAUUUGUAAGUGUUAUGUAUCCAAUAUUUCCAUUUUCAAUAAAUAUGUUUUUGAAAUACAGUUUGUACACAUUAUAA